Salvelinus fontinalis (brook trout) is the source of this 5096-nucleotide messenger RNA. RefSeq names its product gastrula zinc finger protein XlCGF48.2-like. The record is from RefSeq and is a predicted model, not a curated record. NCBI's taxonomy places the organism in Eukaryota, Metazoa, Chordata, Actinopteri, Salmoniformes, Salmonidae. The transcript is spliced from 3 exons. Gene Ontology annotation, biological process: regulation of transcription by RNA polymerase II. Gene Ontology annotation, molecular function: RNA polymerase II cis-regulatory region sequence-specific DNA binding; DNA-binding transcription factor activity. The coding region runs from base 208 to 1737 and encodes 509 amino acids.
CACCAUAAACGAAGAAACCGUAGUAAACGAAAGUGUACAGUGACCAAGAGCAAUUUAAUUGUUGUUAGACGUUUAACACCCUGGAACUCAAAAUAAGAUUAAUUUGACCGCACAGUAUCACAUACUUACUCCCGAUAUUCUUUAAAUUUCAUUGGAGACGACUUGGUUGAUAGAUGUGAACUAGGUAACGCUAGCUAGCUGCUAACAAUGGCUAACUGUAUGGUUUUUCACACUCAAAUGGCAUCCAUCAUGGAGGUGCUAGCGAAUGCAGCCGUGGCGGAGAUCUGUAAACUCGUAGACGACGACUAUGCAGUGUUUCGUUUGGAAAUAACUCAAAGCCAGAAAGAAAACAAGGCAAUGCGGAGGAAACUACAGCAACUAGAAAUUAAGGUGGCACGGGACCGAGCAGACAGGACAAUGCGAGAGCGCGUCCUCGCCAGUCAUCCUAGUAAUGUCAAGAUCCUCGACCGAUACAGAGGAAAGGCUAAAGGUGAAGGACAUCUCACUGGAGGCCACAGAAGAUUUGUGAAACCAGCAGGACAAAAUACAUGGAGAGAUGACCAACCAAUCACUGUUGAUGAGGGGAGUGGAACCUCAACCCAGCAAGUUAUCAUGAUAGAGUCUGCAGAUGCAGAGGAUGCAGGUCCUGGGGUCAAGCAGGAGAGGUCUGAAGAACAGGAGGACCCACGGCACAGCAGAGACAUCCAGACUGGAGCGCACCCUGUAGCUACGGAGAACCCCACCACCGCCCAAGAGCAGUCCAGGACCCAACGCAGCAUUAUGGAGGUCAGUGGAACGCUGAACACCAUCCUCAAGUCAGAGACAGACACCGAGACUUUAACGGGGAUAAACCGACUGGGCUGUCCACCUGCUCCACGCGCAGAGUAUUUACUUUACGGCAACCUCAGCCCGAUGACUGUUCUGUCCCAUCGGGACUCAGGUGACACUUUACAGACUGUCAAUGAUCCAUCGUGUUCAGACACUACAGAGACAGAGAUGAUACCUGGUGACAUGCCUGUGGUAUUAGAUACACAGACUAAUCCAAUGAGAGGGAACUGGAACCAGUACAGUAGUAGUGUAUACUCUGAACAGUGCAGAGAUAAGAAAGGGGAGGGUCUGGUCGUAGAUGAGGUGACUGUGAAAGUGGAGGGCGACGUUUCUCUGACAUGGAAUGCAUACGAAACUCACUUAGGAGGACACUCGCAGGGCAGCACCAGUGACUUCUUAGACUACAGAGAAAGCUUAGAGACGAAUCUAAAUGUCGCGACCCGCUCCCCUUUACACGCGUUCAAGGAUCAGGACCCAUUAUCCAUGUCGAUGGGGCCUUCCGAUUCACACAGGGAACAAAAGGCCAAGGCGCGGGGAGGGGGAGCCACCUCAGGCAAUAGUAAAGAGAAACGGUUCCUCUGCAUGUUCUGUAACAAAGGCUUCCGCUGCCCCCAGAAGGUGGACAUCCACCAGAGGGUUCACACAGGGGUGAAACCCUUCAGCUGUACCCAGUGUCACAUGCACUUCGCCCAGGCAUGCACCUUGAAAAGGCACCAGAGGGUCCACACAGGGGAGAAACCCUUCAGCUGUACCCAGUGUCACAUGUGCUUCGCCCAGGCUGGUGACCUGAAGAGGCACCAGAGGGUCCACACGGGAGAGAGGCCUUUCGCCUGUGCGCACUGCGGGAAGAGGUUCUCAGAGAAGAGCUACCUCAGGUUACACGAGCAGAAAAAACACUCCACUCUAUAACAAACACUUAUAUCAAAAGACAAAGAUUAAUUUUAGUUGUCAUCAGAAAAUAUCCACAGAUGCAUUUGGAUAUUCCUGGGUAGAAUAUUACAUCCAGACAUUGCGUUAAGGAAUACUGUAUAUACAGUCCCUACAGUGCAUUUGGAAAGUAUUCAGACCCCUUGACUUUUUCCACAUUGUUACAUUACAGCCUUAUUCUAAAAUGUAUGAAAUAAUUUCCCCCCCUCAAUCUACACACAAUACCCAUAAUGGCAAAUCAAAAAAACAUGUUUUUAGAAAUCUUUGCAAAUAUAUUAAAAAUCAACUGAAAUAUAACAUUUACACUACAGAGAUGUGUGUAUUCAGACCCUUUACUCAGUACUUCGUUGAACACCUUUGGCAGCAAUUACAGCUUCAAGUCUUCUUGGGUAUGACGCUACAAGCUUGGCACACCUGUAUUUGGGGAGUUUCUCCGAUACUUCUCUGCAGAUCCACUCAAGCGCUGUCAGGUUGGAUGGGGAGCAUCGCUGCACAGCUAUUUUCAGGUCUCGCCAGAGAUGUUAGAUCGGGUUCAAGUCCAGGCUCUGGCUGGGCCACUUAAGGACAUUGAGACUUGUUCCAAAGCAACUCCUGCGUUGUCCUGUUGGAAUGUGAACCUUCACCCCCAGUCUGAGGUCCUGAGCGCUGUGGAGCAGGUUUUCAUCAAGGAUCUCUGUGCUUUGCUCUUUUCAUCUUUCCCUCGAUCCUGACUAGACUCCCAGUCCCUGAGGCUGAAAAAUGGUGCCAGGUUUUCUCCAGACGUGAUGCUUGGCAUUCAGGACAAAGACUUCAAUCUUGGUUUCAUCAGACCAGAGAAUCUUGUUUCUAGAGUCCUUUAGAUGCCUUUUGUUCAACUCCAAGCGGGCUUUCAUGUGCCUUUUACUGAGGAGUGGCUUCCGUCUGGCCACUCUACCAUAAAGAUCUGAUUGGUGGAGUGCUGCAGAGAUGGUUGUCCUUCUGGAAGGUUCUCCCAUCUCCACAGAGGACCUCUAGAGCUCUGUCAGAGUGACCAUCGGGUUCUUGGUCACCUCCUUGACCAAGGUCCUUCUCCCCUGAUUGCUCAGUUUGGCUGGGUGGCCAGCUCUAGGAAGAGUCUUGGUGGUUCCAAACUCCUUCCAUUUAAGAAUUAGGGAGGCCACUGUGUUCUUGGAGACCUUCAAUGCUGCAGACAUUUUUUGGUACCCUUCCCCAGAUCUGUGCCUCGUAACAAUCCUGUCUCGGAGCGCUACAGACAAUUCCUUUGACCUCAUUGCUUGGUUUUUGCUGACAUGCACUGUCAACUGUGGGACCUUAAAUAGACAGUUGUGUCCCUUUCCAAAUCAUGUCCAAUCAAUUGAAUUUACUACAGGUGGACUCCAAGUUGUAGAAACAUCACAGAUGAUCAAUGGAAACAGGAUGCAACUGAGCUGAAUUUCGAGUCUCAUAGCAAAGGGUCUGAAUAAUUAUGUAAAUAAGGUAUGUUUUUUUAUUUUUAAUAAAUUUGCUAAAACGGUUUUUGCUUUGUCAUUAUGGAGUAUUGUGUAGAAUUGUUUAGAAUAAGGCUGUAACGUAAGUGUAAAGUCAAGGGGUCUGAAUACUUUCCAAAGGCACUGUAGCUCCUUUCAUAUUUCCUUUGAUCCUGACCAGUGGUGGAAAAAGUAGAAGUUAUACGUGAGAAUAAGUAAAGAUACCUUAAUAGAAAAUGACUCAAGUAAGUGAAAGUCACCCAGUAAAAUACUACUAGAGUAAGUCUAAAAGUAUUUGGUUUUAAAUAUACUUAAGUAUCGAUCAUUUCUAAUUUCUUAAAAAGCAAACUAGACAGCACAAGGUGGUUUUUUAAAUUGUAUUUAUGGAGAGCCAGGGACACACUACAAACAAAGCAUUUGUGUUUAGUGCAUCUGCCAGAUCAGAGGCAGUAGGGAUGACCAGGGAUGUUCUCUUGAUAAGUGUGUGAAUUGGACUAUUCUCCUGUCAAAAUGUACUUUUGGGUGUCAGGGAAAAUGUAUGGAGAAAAAAGUACAUUAUUUUCUUCACGAAUGUAGUAAAGUAAAAGUUGUCAAAAAUAUAAUUAGUAAAGUACAGAUGUUUCGUGUAGGUUUAUCCUGGGGUGACGUUUUGAUAACCAUGUAAAUCUUUCUCGGACAAGGUGAAUUUUGUCACAAGCCGGCUCAUAGCCUGUGACAAAAAUGAGGGGACACGAACAACAGGUAUAGGCCAAUUCAAAAGUGUUCUUUAUUAUUAAACAAACUAUUAACUUAAACUAAGAAACAGGAAUGAGGUGUGGAUGUAUCAUAAUGUAAGGUGUAUGUAAAGUGCAUGGGUGCAUGAAUAUGUGUGUGUGAACAUGACUGAGUGGAAACUAUGCAAAACUAAAAAGGAACAAACAAAUCAUGAGCAUACCUGGAGGAGCAGAGAGAGAGAGAGAGCAAGACAGGGAGAGGUGAUUAGUAAGCAGUUUUAUACCCUGAGCCCAGGUGGCUCCAAUCACUUAACGACCCUCCUCUGCCUGCAGGAGGAACCGCCCCCUGCACUGCAGAGGAGGAGCCGUGACAAUUUGAUCAAUAUAUUCAGCUCUAUUUACUCUGAUUCUAAAAUGCUAAUUAGCAUCAAAGUAGACAUCAUGCAAGACUACAAAUCCAUGCAAAGCCAUCUCUAGCUGACACCUUUGCUAACUGGUUUGUGUCAAUUUAAAACUUGCAGAAGACAGUUCACAGAAUUGUCCAUUUUAAAGAAAUGUAGCCAAUUUAUAUUAUACAGGCGAAUAUAUUGAUAAGUCACCUUGUCCUCGAGAUUUACACCAUUAUCAAAACGUCACGCCAAGGUAAGCCUACAUGAAACACAGCCCUUAUUUGAAGUGUUUCUUAAAUCCCCUAUUGGACAAAUGAAUGGUGGAAAAACAAUUGGAAAAAGUUCCUUGUCUGACCGCUAGGUUAUAUGGGUAUUAUGACUCCUACUAUGGUACUCUGUAUGGAACUGGAUGAGGUGAACAGGAAAGAAUGAGUAUGAUGAGGCAAAGUAGAUGAUUGUGAUGGUUGGUGUGAUGGUGUCUGUAAAAAUGCUUCAAUGAUGAAGAGUGAAAACCUUAUCUUUGAUGCUGGUGUUUUAUGAGGGAAUUUUAGUGCCUUAAUUUAUGUUUACUUGACAUGAAGUAGUGAAGAUGUGUGUAAUGUUAAACCUUUUCCAAAGUAUUCAACAAUUCAUUUUAUCAAAGCGAGGGUACCAGAUUUACAGAAAAUGUAGUGUUACCAUAGGGAGAAAAGUUAUUCUACUUGUCACAGGUAUAGUUUUGUGCAAUUAAAGUACAUUGUGAGUGUACAGUAUGACCAUGUUGUUGAAAUUGAAUACAAAAUUGACUGACUUGG